AUGGGCAUAAUCAUUUCGGUCGACAAAUUGCAUACAUCUAUCUAUCUAUCUAUCUAUCUAUCUAUCUAUCUAUCUAUCUAUCUAUCUAUCUAUCUAUCUCAGUCUGUUCAUUAUCUAUCUAUCUAUCUAUCUAUCUAUCUAUCUAUCUAUCUAUCUAUCUAUCUAUCUCAGUCUGUUCAUUAUCUAUCUAUCUAUCUAUCCUAUCUAUCUAUCUAUCUAUCUAUAGAAAUGCUAAGUCAGUCCUUCCUCCUCUUAUCUAUCGUUCUAUCUAUCUCACAAUCUAUUUAUCUAUCUCUAACACUCCCCAUUCUUAGCCCGAUUCGAGUCCGGGCCUUUGUCUUAUCACGCCAGGCUAUCUCUAGCUUUUAUCUUAAUCGUCUCUACUUCUUUUCUUUCGCCUCUUAUCAGUCUUCCUAUCUUUCUAUCUGGUUCCCGUUCAUCGUCUCUUUUUCUGUUCCUCCUCGCCCAGUCAGUCACGUUUAUCAGAACAUCGCUUAUCAGCCAGGCCUAUUUCUUUCGUUUUUUUUUUUCUUCUUUCUUCCUUUUUUUCCUUCCUUCUUUUUUUAUUCUGUUAUUUUUUUUAAUCUCUCUUUUUCUCCCUCUCUCAAUCUGCACGUUUUUCUCCCUCCUUACCAUUCUUACUGUUCUCUUUUCCCGUUUCACCCUCUCUCGGUCUAUAUUCGAUUUCCUCUUUCCAUCGGCACUUCUCAUGUUUUAAAUCCUUCUUUUUCUUUCUUUCUUUCUUUCUUUCUUUCUUUCUUUCUUUCUUUCUUUCUUUCUUUCUUUUCAAGAAAUCUGUCCUUAUAUUUUUCUUCCUUUUAUCUCUGUCUCCAUCUCUCUCCGAACUCUGUCACUCUACUUUCCCCUCCCCUUCCCUUCCCACUGCCGUUUUGCAAUUUAUUAUCGCUGUCUAUAUCUCACCCCCUUCUCCUUCCCUACUCACUCUAUCUUUUCAGCUUAUCUAUGUGUCUCCCACUCUUCUGCUUUCUGCUUAUCUCUCUAUCGCUUUUCUCUCUUCCAUUCGGCCCACAUGUUGGGUGCUCUUUCUUUCUUUCUUUCUUUCUUUCUUUCUUUCUUUCUUUCUUUCUUUUCCUGAUCAACAUAUCAUCUGAUAAAAGCGAGUUUCGUAUCUAUGUGCAAUCACCAAUGAAUUUGUGUCAGGCUCAAUAUUGCCACAACCCAAUUCAUGUUGUUUUUCCCCAGACGUGGCAAUAG
This is a messenger RNA of Acanthosepion pharaonis, 1215 nucleotides long. Lineage: Eukaryota; Metazoa; Mollusca; Cephalopoda; Sepiida; Sepiidae. The record is from the annotation of a GenBank genome assembly.